Aptenodytes forsteri (emperor penguin) is the source of this 414-nucleotide messenger RNA. It is a transcript of the gene RIPPLY3, whose product is annotated as ripply transcriptional repressor 3. Gene Ontology annotation, cellular component: nucleus. Gene Ontology annotation, biological process: negative regulation of transcription by RNA polymerase II; embryonic pattern specification. The transcript has 4 exons. Lineage: Eukaryota; Metazoa; Chordata; Aves; Sphenisciformes; Spheniscidae. The record is from RefSeq and is a predicted model, not a curated record. Bases 1 to 414 code for a protein of 137 amino acids.
AUGGAGGGUACAGCUGCAGGUCUCCCACUCCAGGCUGCAGCGGGUCGCAUCUGUCACGGCUCCGGGGGCGCCCGGCGGCAGCGGCGGCAGCAGCAUCACCCGCCCGGGCCGAGGGAGCGCCCAGAGAGCAGCCCUGCUUUAUGGAGGCCCUGGAUGCUCACAGCAAGAGACGGUGAGAUGACAGAGAAUCACCAAAUGUCAGAACUGGAUGGUCAACUAAUAAAUUUUAGAUCAAAAGGAGCCCUGGGCUUUCAACAUCCAGUGAGACUUUAUUUGCCCAAGUCCAAAUCCCAAAAAUUUCUUAACAACAUCGGAGAGAAGGUUCUGGCGAGUUUUCCAGUACAAGCUACAAUUCACUUCUACAAUGAUGACACCGACUCUGAGGAAGAUGAAGAAGAAAUCAGUUCAGCCUAA